Molecule: messenger RNA, 1293 nt
Organism: Cercopithifilaria johnstoni
Lineage: Eukaryota; Metazoa; Nematoda; Chromadorea; Rhabditida; Onchocercidae
Source: the annotation of a GenBank genome assembly
AUGGCGUCACUAAUCCCGUUCAGUCAAAUACGGCACAAUACAGUCAAUUUCUUCAUGAGAAAACCUGCUCGGGAAUUGUGGAAGACGGUUACAUCACUUUCGCCAGCUGGUAUUAAGAAAGGGCGAGCCAAAACUCGCCAAAGUGUUUUAAACCUUCAAAAGUUUUACCGAAUCGGUGCCGGUCCUAUAAAAAUAAAGUACCCUGGUUUGAAUGCUCCUGUAACCGUACCAAAUGAUGAGCCAAUGGUGGUGAUGGAGAAAACAAAGGAAGAAAUCGAUGCUGUUGAAGAACGUCUGAAAAAUAUCAUAGCUACCCGACCUUCGAAAAAAAGAGUGGUAGAGAAGUUGCAUCCAUUGGAACGUGGUUUUGCUGGCACUCGAAUUGAAGGUCAGAAAUUGGGCUCACCACCACCUGUUGAUGAUAUUCAUUUUGAUGAUUUUCAAACUUAUUGCCUCCAGCUACGGAGAACUACCAACAUGACAUCAUACGGUCGACAACACACGAUGUCAGCUUUGAUUAUCACGGGUAACGGAAAUGGUCUUGGUGGUUAUGCAAUUGGCAAAGCUGGUCUGAAACAUCAUAUUCGUGCUGUUGUGAACGGCAUGAAGAUGGCAUCAAGAAAAUUGGUGUAUGUGGAACUUUUAGAGAACCGCACAAUUUAUCAAGAUUUCUAUGCCGAGUGUCGUGGCACUCGUAUUUUUGCUCAGAGAAGGCCAAAAGGUUUUGGCGUAGUUGCUCAUCCGAGAAUUAUGAAAAUUUGUGAGGUAAUUGGUAUCAAAGAUCUCGAGUGUAAGGUGGUGGGUUCUACCAGAAAUUACAUCGCGCUCACCCACGCUUUCUUUGUAGGUCUUUUAAAUCAAGAAACCCAUCAACAGCUUGCAGGACGUAAAAAGUUGCACGUUGUUGAACUUUCUCCACAUAGAAGAUAUUUUCCUGUCAAGGUUGCCUCUCCUUUGCAAUCAGAAUUAAGAACAGAGCGAGAUAUUGAACCUAAAGAAAAAUUAUUGCUAAAUGAUUUUUAUGGCGAAGGACGUUUGCCACUGAUCAAAAAGCGGGUACCAUUCUAUGCAAAUCUUCCAAAUCAUCUUCUUGCGGAGGCGCUCAAACACCGCUUCCGAAAUAGGGAUAAAAGCAUGAUACGGUUGAUGGCCGAUGAUGUUAUACUGCGCUGGACUCGUGAUGCACGCCGGAAAUGGGCUGAAGAAAAACACCAGGAUAUGAUAAAUGGAUUAAUUCCGUUGCCUAAAGGAAUUGGGUUGUCGGAUAUUCUGUCAAAGUCUGAAGAAAAAUGA